AUGAAUAAUAAUCAAAGACCAAAAAUAAAAACCCCUAAAAAAUUUGAGAAAGAAGCGUUAGAAUAUGAUUGGAAUAUAUCUUGGAAUUUUCUUUCACAAGCAAUUAGGGAUAUAUAUAAAAAAAACUCAUAUGUAUUAUCAUUUGAAGAACUAUAUCGCAAUGUAUAUAAUUCUGUUUUACAUAAGCAAGGGGAUAAACUAUACGAUGGAAUAAAAUCAAUAAUACAAGAACAUUUAGAAAAUAUUUUAAAAUUUGAAAUACAACCUGUAUAUAAGAAAAUCAAGGCACUAAAUAAAGUAGAUAUAACAGAUAUUGAAAUUAUAGAGGCCAACUCUUAUUAUCUACAAACUCUAAAAAAUGUUUGGAAUGAAUACAUUCUUUGUACGAAUAUGAUAUCUCAUAUAAUGAAAUAUUUGGACAAAGUUUAUACAAAACAAGCGAAUAAACUACAAAUUUAUGACAUAAGUAUUUUGCUUUUCAGAGAUUAUAUCAUAAAAUGCGAAGAAUUAGCAUUUGGACAAUGUGUUGUUACGAUUAUACUAAACCAAAUACAUAUGGAACGUCAAGGAAAUACAAUAGACAGAUCAUCGAUUAAAUCAUGUAUAAAUAUGUUUAAUACUCUUCCUGAUAAAGUAAAUACGACUAAAACCGUUUUUGAAGUAGAUCUCGAGACAUAUAUUCUUUUAGAAACUCGAGAGUUUUAUAUUAAAGAAAGUAAAAGACUUCUAAAAUUAUUAGAUGCCAAUGAAUAUCUUAUUCAAUGCGAAAAAAUUCUAGAAGAAGAGCAUAAUAGAGCUAGCAAUUAUCUCCCACUUGAAACUGAGUCGAAAAUAAAACGUAUUGUAGAAGAAGAAAUGAUUUUGCAGAAUAUGAGUACAAUAAUAAAAAUGAAGUCAUCUGGCCUUUUUUUCAUGCUAGAUAAUGAAAAAAUAAAUGAUCUAAAUCGCUUAUAUAAUUUAUUUGUCAAUGUAGACCCAAAUUUGACCGAAUUAAGAGAAAACAUUUUUAGUAAAAUUAUUGAACUUGGAGAAAUUAUAAAUUCUAAAGUUGAUAACAUGUUUUUAUUAAAUAAAAAGGGAAACACGGGAACUAAAGGAACCUUAAUAACAACAUAUGCAUUUGUUUGGGUUAAUAAUAUUCUUCUACUUAAGGAUAAGUAUAAUAAAAUUUUAAAAUUAGCAUUUCAAGGGAAUAAAUACAUUCAAAAUACUAUCAGUGAUGCAUUUUCUAAAAACAUAAAUACAAAUCCUAGAUCUAUAGAAUUUAUAUCUAUAUUUAUUGAUGAAAAUCUAAAAAAAAAAAAGAUUCCAGAAAAUGAUAUAAAUAUUGUUUUAGAUAAAGCCAUUACUUUAUUCCAAUAUAUUAAAGACAAAGAUAUUUUCGAAAAAUAUUAUAAAAAUUAUCUUGCAAAACGACUCUUACAAUCCUAUUCAAUAUCAAAUGAUACAGAAAAAUAUAUGAUUACAAAGCUAAAACUCGAAGCAGGCUGUAAAUUUACAACAAAAUUAGAAGGAAUGUUUAAAGAUAUUCAACUUUCAAAAGACAUAACAGUAGAAUAUAAAAAUAUGUUAAAAUCAAAUUCUUUGAAAAUUCCUUUUGAAUUAAAUAUUGCUAUUUUGACAUCAACAUUUUGGCCUAUAACAGUGAAUAAUAAUCUAACUUGCAUUUAUCCACAACAAAUUGAAAAUGGAAAUUCAGAUUUAAAAGUAUUACUUAAAUCAAAUACUUACGAAAUAAAUGUAUCUACAUAUUCAAUGAUGAUUUUACUUUUAUUUAAUAAUAUUGAAGAAGAGGAAUUCCUAAGUUACAUGGACAUUCAAAUAGCAACAUCAAUACCAAAUCAAGAACUUACAAGAAAUUUAAAAUCUUUAAUUUGUCGAAAAUAUAAAAUUUUAAUAAAAUAUCCAAAUUCGCAAAAUAUUGAAAUUUCUGAUAAAUUUUUAUUUAAUCAAAAUAUCUCUUUUCCUAAAAAAAGAAUAAAAAUCUUGAUUAUAGCAAAUGAUAAAACCAAAAAGCAGGAACAUAAAAGCAUUAUGGAAAACACAGAGGAAUCUAGGAAAUAUCAAAUAGAAGCGGCUAUUAUUCGUAUCAUGAAAUACUAUAAAACAUUAGAUCAUAAUACUUUAGUAGAAGAAACUAUAAAACAUUUGUCGUCAUAUUUUAUUCCUGAUCGUUCAAUAAUUAGAAGAAGAAUUGAAGCAUUAAUAGAGAGGGAAUAUAUAGAAAGACAUGUAUUUAAAAAAUUGAUAUAA
Molecule: messenger RNA, 2253 nt
Organism: Pneumocystis carinii B80
Lineage: Eukaryota; Fungi; Ascomycota; Pneumocystomycetes; Pneumocystales; Pneumocystaceae
Exons: 12
Coding region: 1-2253 (750 amino acids)
Biological process (GO): protein ubiquitination; ubiquitin-dependent protein catabolic process
Cellular component (GO): Cul3-RING ubiquitin ligase complex
Molecular function (GO): ubiquitin protein ligase binding
Source: RefSeq, a predicted model, not a curated record